ACUUCCGGGUGAGUGUUAGGGGAGGGAGGAGGGAGCAGGGAGGGGGCCACCCACCGCCUGGCGCCCCCGCCCUGCGGGUGUCUCGCGCGCAUUCCGUGCGUGUGAGUGUGUGGGUCUGUCUCGCGCCUAAAGUGCGUGCCCGCGCGCUCCGCCUCGCGCUCUCCCCCCUCCCCUCGCCCCCUCCUGAUCCUCCCACCCCGCGCGGCUCCCUCCUUUCCCAGCAAACGCCGCCCCUCCCGCGCUCUGGCUCUGGCGCCGCCGCAGCCGUCGCCGCCGGGUGAGUCUCGCGCCGCUGCAGCCGGCGCGCGCCAAGCUCUCUGCUCCUCCCCCUCCCCUUUUCCUUGGGGGGGCGGGGAAGGGGGGGUCCUCGGUGUGACUGUAUGUGUGUCCGUCCCGGAACCGGAAGUGGUUGUGCAGGAGCGGGCGAUGGGGAGGAAUGGGGGGGCUUAGGGGGCGGGUGUCUGUCUGGUGGGUGGCAGAGUUCAGCUCCCAGGAGGGGAAGGAGGGGCGUCCCAAAGAAGGGUCUUUGAGAAAGGGGUGGGGGACGACCUCAGGAGAAGGCUUCCAGGGCCUGUCGCCGGGGAGCGAAGGUUUCGUGGGGACCACUGGGGUCUCCAAUAGAUAGAACACUGUGCAGGCUGAGGGAGGUACUUCUUGGCGCAAGGCCUUGGGUAGGCAGGAGCGAAGUCCUCGCAGAAGUGGGGGGGAGGCCAGAGGAAGUGGCUGGGCCUGAACUGGCACUGUGCCUGACACAAGGCUUGUGCAUACCCCCCAGUCCUCAGUUUUGCCUUCUGAGCCCAUCCUCAGGGGGCAGGGACACUUCUCUUCCUCCAACUCUUCUGUCCUUUGACCCGUGGUUACCCGUGGCCCUGGGGAACGAAGAAGUAGUGUCUGAGCCCAGGAGUGAAACCCCGACACUGGUGAUAGAGUUCACCUUAAUUGCUAGGAACUGGAUUUAUUGCCCUUGUGUCCACAUAGGGGGUGGCACAGCCCUCCUGUUGUUAAUAAUCCGUGCGUCUUUGGAUCGUUGCUUGGGGGUCUGCCUGCCUUCCAAACUAACUGCUGACAGUCAGAGAGUUCCUGAAGUUCUUCACAAUUCUCUGGUGGCUGCACCUUCCCUGGCCCCUGUAACUCAGACACUUUGUUUACAGAAAGUUCAGGAGCCCUGGAAAGGAGAAGGAAUAAGACGACAGGAGGAAGAGAGAGAGAGGGUAGAAUGGAAGAAUCUCACUUCAAUUCUAACCCGUACUUCUGGCCUUCUAUUCCCACAGUCUCAGGACAGAUUGAGAACACGAUGUUCAUCAACAAGAUGAAGGAUCAGCUGUUGCCAGAGAAGGGCUGUGGGCUGGCUCCACCCCACUACCCUACCUUGCUGACAGUGCCUGCCUCAGUGUCCCUGCCCUCGGGCAUCAGUAUGGAUACGGAGUCCAAGUCAGACCAGCUGACUCCACAUAGCCAGGCGUCCGUUACCCAGAAUAUCACGGUGGUCCCUGUGCCGUCUACAGGACUGAUGACUGCUGGUCCGGGUUUGGUAAUCACGUCCCCCUCAGGCUCCCUUGUGACCACAGCUUCAUCAGCUCAGACCUUCCCCAUUUCGGCUCCCAUGAUUGUCUCAGCUCUUCCCCCUGGCUCACAAGCCCUGCAGGUGGUCCCCGACCUCUCCAAGAAGGUAGCAUCAACCCUAACGGAGGAAGGAGGUGGAGGAGGUGGUGGAGGUGGCAGUGUGGCGCCUAAGCCCCCUAGGGGGCGAAAGAAGAAGCGGAUGCUGGAGUCAGGGCUGCCUGAGAUGAAUGACCCGUAUGUCCUCUCCCCUGAGGAGGAUGAUGACCAUCAGAAAGAUGGCAAGACCUACCGGAGCGAAGGGAACUGCGGCACAGGAAAUGGACAGAGCCUUGGGCUCAUGGAUUCAGUUCCCGGCUCCACCACGAACUUGCUGUGUGACCCUGGGUGCCGGAUGUGCUCACUGACAUUCUACUCAAAGUCGGAGAUGCAGAUCCACUCCAAGUCACACACCGAGACCAAGCCCCACAAGUGCCCACAUUGUUCCAAGACCUUCGCCAACAGCUCCUACCUGGCCCAGCACAUCCGUAUCCACUCAGGGGCCAAGCCCUACAGUUGUAACUUCUGUGAGAAAUCCUUCCGCCAGCUCUCUCACCUCCAGCAGCACACCCGGAUCCACUCCAAGAUGCACACCGAGACCAUCAAGCCCCACAAGUGCCCGCACUGCUCCAAGACCUUCGCCAACACCUCCUACCUGGCCCAGCACCUCCGUAUCCACUCGGGGGCCAAGCCCUACAACUGUUCCUACUGCCAGAAGGCCUUCCGCCAGCUCUCCCACCUCCAGCAGCACACACGAAUCCACACCGGAGAUAGACCAUACAAAUGCGCACACCCAGGCUGUGAGAAAGCCUUCACACAGCUCUCCAAUCUGCAGUCCCACAGACGGCAGCACAACAAAGAUAAACCCUUCAAGUGCCACAACUGUCAUCGGGCGUACACAGACGCAGCCUCACUGGAAGUGCACUUGUCUACGCAUACGGUGAAGCAUGCCAAGGUGUACACCUGCACCAUCUGUAGUCGGGCAUACACGUCGGAAACAUAUCUUAUGAAACAUAUGCGCAAACACAACCCUCCUGAUCUCCAGCAACAAGUGCAGGCAGCGGCAGCAGCAGCAGCAGUGGCUCAAGCUCAAGCCCAGGCCCAGGCCCAGGCCCAAGCCCAGGCCCAGGCCCAGGCCUCUCAGGCAUCACAGCAACAGCAGCAGCAGCAGCCGCCACAGCCACCGCACUUCCAGUCCCCUGGGGCAGCACCCCAGGGUGGUGGUGGUGGGGACAGCAACCCCAACCCUCCACCCCAGUGUUCCUUUGACCUGACCCCCUACAAGACGGCGGAGCAUCAUAAGGACAUCUGCCUCACUGUCACCACCAGCACCAUCCAGGUGGAGCAUCUGGCCAGCUCAUAGAGACCUGUGCUGCAACCCACUGGGAAGAGAGGAAAGAAGUUCUGGUCCUUUCUCUCCAACUUCUCUUGGUGGGAAAAGUCCUCUUCUUCCUUGACAGGCCUUGGCUCCAUCUCCUUGGGCCUCAGGCACAGCCUUCCUUCACAGGAUAUCAUCCUUAUUCUCAACUCCUCUUCACAAGGAAUAUCAGCCCUCCUGAUUGGCAAAGGUUACUGAGCUGGUAGUGUAAUCCAGCAGCUUCCCUCCCAAGCAUAGCUUUUAAAAAUUGGGGGUUGGUGCUCAAGGGAGGGAGUUGCUAUGACCUCAUAGAAAUUUUUCCAGUGUGGGCACUUACCCUCUCCUUACCCUCAUAAUCCUCAGAGUUCAGGCUGAUAGAUGACUAGAGGCUGGCCUUCCCAGAUAUGAGAGAGAAGGGAGCCCUGUAUGCAACCAGCCUUCUGUUCUAUUCUUGCCUGUGAAAGAACAGAGAGGUAUCUCACGUACCCCAGCCCCUGGGAGCCGUUUUCUUCCCCUCCGUGGUCUCACUUCAUUUCCUACUUAAUGCUGGAAGGAGGAGAUCUGGGUGGGUGUCAGACCCCCUUUAUUUGUAAGGGGGCAAGGGCUGAGAUGUGGUCCCCAAGGGGCCGGAGAUCCCCAAGAUGGUCAGGGGUGGCUUAGAAGUGUGGGUUAUGGUUUUUCCCUUCUCUGACAACCAAGGCCCUAUCUUCUCAGUCUCCCCAUCCUAAAACCUAAGGAGCUGUGGGAGCUUUGUGUUCUUUAUAAAACCCCAGAAUGAGGGGUAUCGCAGAGAAGGGGGAGUGCAGGGCAAACACGAGGACUGGACUAGCUCCCUAGGUGCCACGGUCAGUUGCCGGACAUGGAUUUAUAUAUAAAUAUAUAUAUAUAAAUAUAUAUAUACCCACUCAUCACGGCCAUCUUUGUUGUAACCAUUUCUGUGUUUAUAAAUGCAUUAUCUCUGAGAAUUUUCAUAUUUGACGUUUUGUUUAUUUUUGUUCUUUUUUUCCUCCACCCUGUCUUCUGGCCAAUGGCUUUUUUAGUUCCUUUUUUUUUUUUUUUUUUUUAAACCAUGGCAGAUUUCAGAGAAAAGAGAAAAUGAAAAAAAAUCAGGAAACCGGUUGUUAUAAAGCAAUUUAAAAUGAAGAAAAAAAAAAACUUAUGUACAAACCAAGGGGUGUUUUUAGAACCUUGUAUAGAAAUAAAUUCGUGUAAAAGGAUCAGAGGCAAUGGAGCUACUGAUGUGAGCAUGGGAAAAAGCUGUUUGGAGGGAAGUUCAGGAUUGCGUGUGUGUAGAAUGAAUGUUGUGUGGUAAUAAGGCUCCACGUGUGUAUCAACCUAGAAAGGUAUAUAUAGCUUGGUAUUUCUAAAAUGAAAUUUUUGUUAAAUGAGGGUUUCUACAUACAAAUCCUGUCCUGGGGACUGCGUUGUCUAAAUAAGUAAGCAGAAUGCUAGUCAUGUUAACAAAACAGCUAAACUCCCUAAGAGAUGGUUGUACGUUUUUGGAAGUUUCUGUACUGCCUGAGCAUCAGUGGGCUCAGUGCUAAUUCCAGAUCUUGGUGUAUGUUCAUUAUCUUGCGCACCUAAAAACCAGACAUUUCCAGUAAUGGAAAUCUUAACUAGGAUUGAAUAAUGAUGCAGGAUAAUUAAUGGUUGAGUUGUAGAACAUGGACAGGAAACACGAUCUUCAGCUCUAAGUCUGCCAUCAACUGGGUGACCAAGAUGCUGCUUCAGCUGUUAAAUGAAGGAAUUUGACUAGAUCACCUCCAAGAUUACUUUUUUAAAAAUAACCUUUACCGAAAAGGGGUGACAAAGCACCCACAUCUCACAACAGGGCUAUUUUCUAUGGGACUGCUGGGUAACUUCAUUACCCAGUGGAGUGUGAAUAGUCAAAUAUGCUUAUGUUAGGGCUGGGGCUCACAUGUCCAUCCAAAAUAGUGUCUCAGUCUGUUGUGACACUUGAAUGUAUCACAGGACCAAAUGUGCCAAUAUUUGUUAGCUUUUUGAAUAUUCUCUGCUCUUUUGCCCUCCCCUCUAAGAGGUGAAAGGUCCUUAUAGCCCUGCCUUCACAGAUAUUAGAAAUAGAAUCUAAGGAAAGAGUUACUGCAACAACCUUUAAAUACUGUUACUCAUUUUAUGGCAGAAUAGGCACUGAUUAAAUUACUCAUCAUUUAUAGGGUGAAGUCAUCUAGAUUCUUUUGCUGUAUUUUACCACCUGUUCAGUAGUAAAUGGGGUUUCACUUUACCCUUCAACUCUGGUCUAAAUUAUGUGGCUAAAGAUUUUAAUUAAAAACCUGCCAUGUGACACUGGUAAUUGUCUAGAACUUGUGACUUAGGGGCGCUAACUGAGACACUAUUUUACUUACACUACUAUUAGGUUAUGGGUUUUGAAUUCUGUUUCCCUAGUGUGAUACCACUCUGUAAUAUGCUUGAUUGCUUUACAUCCUGAUGAAAAGCCUAGUGUUCAUUGUACCCUAGGUGACUAGGGUGAUAACUGGCAUCUAAUUGGCCCAGUCACAACUUGGAAACAGAACUCCAAGUCCCAAUUCUUUCAGACUCGUGGUACUAAUUAGCAGCACAUGUACACUCGAAUUAGAAGGGAGGCAAAAACAAGAUAUGACUGGAAGUACUGUAUGUCAUGUGAGAAUAUAUGCAAAUGUAAAAGGAACCAUGAAAAAUGUGGAGAACUACGGCUUUGUGAUUCUUUAUAAGUAUAAUUCAUAUAUAAAUAACAAAAAUUUUCCACGUUAAAAAUAACCUCGGGGAGAUGAUGUUUGUGUGAGUGGACAGAAAUGUGAAGGUUUAAAAUCAACCAGAUACUCCUCCUAAACUUCUUUAAGACACCACCCUGGGGAAAGUCUUGAUUCAGCCGGGACUUGCUCUGGUCACCAGAUUCAUAUUUUGCAAAAGGGAAAAGAGAUAUUUAUGAAAUAACAGAUCUAAAGUGAAAAGUUUUCUUUGCUUCAUUACUUCACGGACCCGUUUUGGAGGGAAAAAAAAGUUUGCUUGAGAGGCAAAAUGGCGACCUCGAGUGACGUCAUGCCUGCCUCGGUCGCGUACUGUGGUUUCAGUAAGGGCGGAAGUGGCUAACGGUGCCUCCUUACGGGCGCUUCUGGCUCCCUUCGCAAAAGGAAAGGUUUCAACGUUGGGCG
This is a messenger RNA of Talpa occidentalis (Iberian mole), 6105 nucleotides long. RefSeq names its product zinc finger protein 384 (gene ZNF384). Gene Ontology annotation, molecular function: RNA polymerase II cis-regulatory region sequence-specific DNA binding; DNA-binding transcription factor activity, RNA polymerase II-specific; chromatin insulator sequence binding. The transcript has 10 exons. NCBI's taxonomy places the organism in Eukaryota, Metazoa, Chordata, Mammalia, Eulipotyphla, Talpidae. The record is from RefSeq and is a predicted model, not a curated record. Gene Ontology annotation, cellular component: nucleus; PcG protein complex; transcription regulator complex. The coding region runs from base 1217 to 2962 and encodes 581 amino acids. Gene Ontology annotation, biological process: central nervous system development; regulation of transcription by RNA polymerase II.